AUGUGUCUGUACAGAGCAUAUCCGUGUGACUUCGAUAAGCCUAAUGAGUACGGUCUGAGGGAAAACGUCGAUCCGAAGGAUGUAAGCUCGCCUGCAGUGGAAGAAGAGGCAGAAGAGCAAGAUAAGCUGGUACAAGUGGAAGAGGAGGUGACGGAAAGUGAUAAAGGCAGCACUGUUGUUGGCUUCGUGCAUGAUCCACCCGAAAGCACAGAAGAUGGCGAAGAGGAAUUCAUGACGUAUGAAACCAAUGUUGAUGCUGACGUGGAAGGUGCUCCGUCAGAAAGUAAGCAAGAAAGUGAUACGGAUGAAUCCAAUUUUGAUGCUGACGAGGAAAGUGCUCCGUCGGGAGAUUAUACGGGCUCCACACUUACAGAGGAAGAAAAGACGGUGCCAGAUGAUUCUGGGAGCACUCUACACCAAGGAAUAGGCAACGCAGAUGCCAAAAAGAAGUUGAAACAGUAUUCAUCAGCACAAGCAGCCGAGAACACUGGUUCUGCAGCCCUUACUUAUUCUCUACCACUAAUAAUAAUUCUUUUGACAAAACAUCUGUUGCGGUCACUAUUUGUCGAGAAAGUGAUUAUAAUAUGA
Molecule: messenger RNA, 588 nt
Organism: Angiostrongylus costaricensis
Lineage: Eukaryota; Metazoa; Nematoda; Chromadorea; Rhabditida; Metastrongylidae
Source: the annotation of a GenBank genome assembly